AUGAAUAUAUUUCUCAAUCUACCUAAAGAAAUUCUAGCACUAAUCAUUAAAUUUAUAAAUGAUAAGUCAAAAAUUCUGGAAUUAAUUGCAAUCCUUCCCUUGAGGGAAUUAGCUUUAGAAGAAAGGUUUUCAACGUAUCAUGUUACUACAAGGUGUAAUCAUGGCGAUGGGUGCAGUGAAAUUUUAAAAUCACUUUAUCAUCAAUUCAAAUUUAAACCUUCCAAAAUCAUUGGUGAAACUUCUGCUAUUCAUGUAUUACUCAAUUUUGGAAAGUCGGGGUCAUUAGCUACGAUUUCAAAUUGUUAUCAUGAAGAUAUUUCAGAUGCUGUUGAUUAUAGUAUGUGUAAAUUUGAGAUAUUAUUAAGAUGUUGCAAUCAUUUUUUCGAAUUAAAAAGAAUUAUGAAUCAUGUGAAUGUUGUUGGAAUUGAUCUUUAUGGUUUAUUUAGUUGUCCUUCUGAUAUAGAUAAAAGUGCUCAUUCUUAUUUGAACGCCAUUAAAUCAGCUAGUUUGGAAACAUUAAGAACUCCUUAUAAAAUAUCAUUUAUGGUUGAGUUUCCUACAUCUUUGAAGCACAUGGCAUUACGGCUUAGAGAAAAUGAAGCAAUAAAUUUAGAUUUAAGAACAUUGGUAAAUCUUGAACAUUUUGAAUGCCAAGGUCUUUUUGGUAUGAAAUCAAUAAUGGAUUUAAACAUUUCCACUUCAAUCAAAGGGUUGAAAAUUUAUUCAUCUGGUUUUGAAGAAUUAGGAGAUUUAAGAAGUUUGAAUAAAUUGAAAACGCUUCAAAUUUCUGGAUGUAAAGAAUUGAUUGAUUUCAUUAAGUGUUGCUUUCCAGAUUCAUUAGAUUAUGUUGAAUACGAGCAUCGUGUUUCCGCUUCAAAAGUUACUGAGUUAUAUGAAAGUACUAAGAUUGGUAUGGUUGAGCAAUUUGAUAUAUCUGAUUUUUCAAAUGAUGGGACCUCAUAUUGCAUGCAUUCUAAUACGAAUUUUCCAACGAAUCUAAAUACUUUAUGCAUUCUGGAUCACGCCGGGACUUUACAAUUAGGUUCCAAUUUGAAACUUAAACAUAUUGGUAUUUUGAAAUUAGGAAACAUUUCUAAAUUGGAUUUAAAUGCACUUUUGGCUUCCUUACCAAAAGUAAUGUUUAGUUUAUCAAUUUGUACAUCAAAUAUAUCUUCUUUUGAAGGUAAAGCUUUAUUUCCUGAUUUGAAUGAGCUUCAACUUGAAUGUAAUAAAUUUGAAAAUAUAUUUAGAACAAAUUUACAUGAAUUAAAAAUUUUGUCAAUUCUAAAUCUUAAGCAUAAUGUUUCAGUCCAACCAGAAAAAUAUAUUAGAUUUGAUCCUUUUCAAAUGUUGCUGAUUGAUGAUUCCAUUUCAAGCAUAAUUGAAGCUUCAGAAGAAAUUGAAACUAAAUUUAACAAACAAUCAGAUACUGUGAAUGUGAAAAUGCAAAAAAUGAUGAAUUUAUCCUUAAUUCAAGCUAGUCAAAAGGAUCCAAUUCUUAGUAAUGGUACUCGACCAUAUAUAAUUGAUCCGAUUGUAUCUCAAGUUUCUUUUAUUGGUUGUGAAAAUCUAAAAUUCCUCACUAUCAUUGGAUUGGAUAUAAAAGUUUUAAAUAUUAAUUAUUUUCCAUCAACUUUAGAAAAUUUAACAAUUGAAGAGCUUGAAUUGCAAUCGAUUAAAGGUAAUUUUGAAAAUUUAAUUCAUUUAAAAAAUUUAACUUUAAAAGAAAAUCAAAUAAAUGACUUAAUGUUAUUAAACCAAACUUUUCCUAUAAGUUUAAAGACAUUAAAUUUAUCAAAGAAUAUAAUUAAUGAUUUAAAUUGUUUAAAAUUGGAUAAUUGUGUUAAUUUGGCAGAUUUAAUUUUGAAUGAAGUAGCGACACAAGAUCAACCAAAAGGAGCAAAUGAAUUGAAAGAAUUAUUUUUUAGGCUAGCACCUGCGAAGGGUACUCAUUUUGUUUUAACCACAACAAAUUCACAAACUAUAUUUGAAUUCUAUGAUGGUAUUGAUUAUAGUGGCGGCCCCCAAUAG
Messenger RNA from Lodderomyces pseudojiufengensis, 2031 nucleotides. RefSeq lists its product as uncharacterized. The record is from RefSeq and is a predicted model, not a curated record. Lineage: Eukaryota; Fungi; Ascomycota; Pichiomycetes; Serinales; Debaryomycetaceae. Bases 1 to 2031 code for a protein of 676 amino acids. Gene Ontology annotation, molecular function: protein binding. The transcript has a single exon.